Molecule: messenger RNA, 1599 nt
Organism: Oppia nitens
Lineage: Eukaryota; Metazoa; Arthropoda; Arachnida; Sarcoptiformes; Oppiidae
Product: arylsulfatase B-like
Exons: 3
Coding region: 1-1599 (532 amino acids)
Source: RefSeq, a predicted model, not a curated record
AUGCUAUAUACUAUUUUAUUUAAAUUAUUUUAUUUAAUGAUUUAUCUAUCUUAUUGCCAUACGAGACCAAAUAUAGUUUUUAUAUUAGCUGAUGACCUAGGUUGGGGUGAUGUCAGUAUUCAUGGGUCAACACAAGUGAGGACACCUAAUAUUGAUGUGUUGGCCAACAAUGGUAUUAUUUUGAACAACUAUUAUGUGUCGCCCAUAUGCACACCAUCCCGAAGUGCCCUAAUGACUGGCUAUCACCCCAUACAUACCGGACUAUAUCAUAAUGUCAUAUAUAAUACUCAGCCGUGGGGUUUGCCUCUAAAGUAUAAAAUUUUGCCGCAGUAUUUGCAGACAUUAGGCUAUGAGAGUCAUAUUGUUGGCAAAUGGCACUUAGGUUUCUUCAAAAGAGACUAUUUGCCGACAAACAGAGGUUUUGAUUCACAUUUUGGUUUCUGGACGGGACAUACAGAUUAUUAUCAACGGUUAUCGGGAGAUAAACCUCAAGGAUAUGACUUCAGAGAUAACGAAAAUCCCAUAGAUUUGUCUCAAUAUCAAGACAUGUAUUUGACAGAUAUUUUGACUAACAAAUCGGUUGACAUUAUCAACAAUCGGAAAGACCCGAUGCGACCACUAUUCCUGUUUGUGGCUCACAAUGCCGUUCACGCGGCACUCAAGAAAAACCCAUUACAGGCACCGCAACUAUAUAUCGACCGUUUUAAACACGUGUCGGAUAAACGCCGCCGUAAGUUCUGUGCAAUGGUCUCAGCUCUGGACGAUUCAGUAGCCGAUAUUGUGGCCGCACUGCAGGUCGCAAACAUUAUUAACAACACUAUCAUCAUAUUCUCUACAGAUAACGGUGCGGCCACUAAAGGCAACUCCGGUUGGAGUAUUGAUAAUAGUAUUGGAUCUAAUUGGCCAUUGAGAGGUGCAAAAUAUACACUAUUCGAGGGCGGGGUCCGAGGCUUUGCAUUUAUAUGGAGUCCACUACUUAAACGAAAAUAUAGGAGCGAACACUUGAUGCAUAUACAGGAUUGGUUACCAACUAUUUAUAGUGCCGCCGGCGGACAUACCAUGGAAUUGGGACCAAUUGAUGGCAUCGAUAUGUGGAAAGUACUUAAUGAUAAUCUGAAAAGUAAUCGCAAAGAGUUAUUACACAAUAUCGACAACUCAUGGAAUGUAUGGGCUCUAAGAAGUGGUAACUAUAAGCUACUCUACGGUCAAACAUUUGACGGCCAAUUCAACAACUGGUAUCAACCGCCAGGAGAAUCAAUUGUGGCCAACAAACAGUCGAUAGUAAAUUAUAAAGAGUCUAAUGUAUAUAAAUUGUUUGAAUCGAUGAGUUACAACAUAAAACCGAUGAAACAGAUUUUGAUUAAGUGUAACGCCAAACGUCAAUACCUGUGCGAACCCAAAGUCAAUGCCUGUCUGUUUGACAUUAGAUCGGAUCCGUGCGAAUACAACAAUCUCUAUCACCAGAAGCCCGAAAUUGUUCAAUCAAUGCUUAAAUUGUUAGAUAACUAUAACACAUCUAUUGUUAAGCCAUGCAAUCAACCGUAUGAUGAAAAGGCAGAUCCUAUCUAUCAUAACAAUUGGUGGUCUGUUUGGCAAUGA